Melampsora larici-populina 98AG31 is the source of this 921-nucleotide messenger RNA. RefSeq lists its product as uncharacterized. NCBI's taxonomy places the organism in Eukaryota, Fungi, Basidiomycota, Pucciniomycetes, Pucciniales, Melampsoraceae. The coding region runs from base 1 to 921 and encodes 306 amino acids. The transcript is spliced from 3 exons. The record is from RefSeq and is a predicted model, not a curated record.
AUGUUAUACAAUCAAGAAUCAGAAUGGAAUUCAAGAGCACCAUCAUAUGCAUAUGAAUCCGAUUCAUCAGAUGACGAAUGGACAGAUACGAUCAAGAACACAGAAAACUUAAACUUAAACCACCCAACUGAAAAACUAAACAAACCUAAAGAAAAGCGUCAUGAAGAAAAAGAAGUUAAAUUUGAAUGGAAAACUGGGUUACCUGAACCGAUCGAAUUUGGAAAACCAUUGUUAAUCUUAAUAGGUUCCAUCACUAAACCGAUCAGUCAAUCUCUUAAACUAGAACCCCCUUUACUAAUCACACUAAAUUAUAAACAAACACCUUAUGUUUAUUUAGAUAUAAAAAAUCGGAUUGUUUAUUUCCCAAAUCGUACAUUGAUUUCAUUAAACUUACAAACCAAACUCUGCCAAGAGAUUUUCAAAAAACUAAACCCAACAGGCAAGAUUAUUAUUGUUUCGAGUUAUGAAAUAUCUAAUUAUAUCAGUUCGAUUCAUCAAGAGAUCUCAAGUGUUAAAUAUUUGUGUUCUUAUAAUAAUGAUGAUCAAGAAGAAGAAGAAAAACUUGAAAAGGAUACAAGACUUCAAAACUUUUCAAUCCCGAAUUUAAUUCAAGGAAUAGAUGCAGCAAUUUUCCUACAAGCCGAAAUAAUCCAAACCAAACCAAUUCUAUUUCUUUUACCAAACCAAUCAGAGACAGAAACAGAGUUAUACGAAAGCCAUUCAAGAAGCAAUCCAACCCACCCACCCAUCCAAGGAACCCAAGCCGUUGUAGAAUACGUUUCAAAAACAAUGAAUAUUCAAUGUAAAAGUUCAAAGGAAGAUAAGUUGAAUGAUGAUGAUGGAUUUAAUUGGAAUUUGUUGAAUCAUUUGAAAGCUAGUGUUGGAAUAAAUGAUGAUUAUAUGAGAUCUAUGUAUGUUUAG